AUGACUGAGGAGUAUACUGACAUUUACAACAACAUCGAUGACUAUGAAGACCAGUUGUGUCGCAAAGAGGAGGUGGUAAAAGUCGGAUCUAUUCUCAUUCCAUUCUUUUUCACAGCAGUGGUUGUAUUGAGCUGCAUCGGUAACAUCCUCGUUCUGGUUUUCCUUGCACUCUACAAAAGCCUUAGAUGCCUAACUAACGUCUUCAUCCUCAAUUUAGUUCUGUCAGAUCUGCUGUUCACUUUUGGGCUUCCGUUUUGGGCAUCAUACUAUAUUUCUGGUUGGACAUUUGGAGAGGUUGGCUGUAAAGCUGUGAAGUUUUUCUUCUAUGUGGGCUUUUACAGCAGUGUGCUGUUCUUGACUCUAAUGACCGUUCAGCGUUACAUGGCAGUGGUUCAUCCUCUGUCCGACUGGGAGAGAUGCAGAUGCUUUUCAGUAGCUCCCUUUAUCAUAUGGAUGUUGAGCGGAACAGCUGCACUGUUAGUCUCCCUUCGUAGCCAAGUCUUAGAACAUGAAGGGAAUCUUUACUGUGAAUUUGACAGUAUUCAAGUAAAACAUGCCGCUGUUUAUUUACAAAAUGUUUUCUUCUUGAUUGCAUUUUGCAUCAUGGGAUUUUGUCAAGUCAGAAUGUUCCAGACAAUCGCACAAUCCCGAACAAAGCGGCGACACAAGGCUAUCAAACUAAUAUUCUGCAUCGGGCUGGUAUUCUUCAUCGGUUCACCCUCAGGCCAUCCAAGAAGAAGCGUUAUUAUGGAUUAUGGCCGGACGUGA
This is a messenger RNA of Sinocyclocheilus anshuiensis, 768 nucleotides long. Its product is annotated as chemokine XC receptor 1-like. The transcript is spliced from 2 exons. Gene Ontology annotation, molecular function: C-C chemokine receptor activity; C-C chemokine binding. The coding region runs from base 1 to 768 and encodes 255 amino acids. NCBI's taxonomy places the organism in Eukaryota, Metazoa, Chordata, Actinopteri, Cypriniformes, Cyprinidae. Gene Ontology annotation, cellular component: external side of plasma membrane; membrane. Gene Ontology annotation, biological process: G protein-coupled receptor signaling pathway; calcium-mediated signaling; cell chemotaxis. The record is from RefSeq and is a predicted model, not a curated record.